AUGUUGUUGCAGGAGCUUUCUCUGAACAUUGUCCCUUCAGAUCCAAGUGGCCGUGCAGGGAUUCUGGCAAGCAGGACAAUGAAACUGCUUAUCCACAUUGGUGUCAGAAAAAUCCUAUUUACCCUGAUUCCUGAAGUAUCUAUCUCCAAUAACAUCAACUCUUUACUCGUGAGUGGUGACAAAUAUAGUGUUGGGAGAGCUGUAGAUGAUAAAAUCCUGAGUUUGCCGGGUCAACCAAGAGUCAGUUUCCAGCAAUAUGCCGGAUAUGUAACCGUUGACGAAAAUCAAGACCGAGCUCUUUUUUAUUACUUUGUUGAAGCAGAAUCAGACCCAGCUUCAAAGCCCCUUGUUCUCUGGCUAAAUGGGGGGCCUGGCUGUUCUUCUGUUGGAGCAGGAGCUUUCGGUGAGAAUGGCCCUUUCAGACCAAGUGGUGGAGGGAGUCUUGUUAGAAAUGAUUAUAGUUGGAACAAAGGUUGUCCCACAUGA
Dovyalis caffra is the source of this 486-nucleotide messenger RNA. The record is from the annotation of a GenBank genome assembly. NCBI's taxonomy places the organism in Eukaryota, Viridiplantae, Streptophyta, Magnoliopsida, Malpighiales, Salicaceae.